AUGCAGUCUGUGCCCCACUGUGAUCACGCAGAAGUGUCGGAUUCGCAGCCAACAAGUUCACAACUAAACCUGAUAGAGAGAUCAACGGAGCAUCUAGCCUCAUCUGAAAUCAAUCCAGUUAGUGUUGAUGGUGACAAUGAAAAUAUUGAUGCCAAUGAAGAAACUCACCUUGUUAUUCAAGACGUUCCUCAGUGCCGGAUUUGCCUUGAUAAUGAAGGUGAUGACUUGAUUGCGCCCUGCCGUUGCAAGGGAACACAGAAGUAUGUCCAUAGGUCCUGUCUUGAUAACUGGAGAUCAACAAAGGAAGGUUUUGCAUUUUCACAUUGCACUGAAUGUCGAGCUGCAUUCUUUCUUCGUGCAAAUGUUCCUCCUGAUCGAUGGUGGUUAAGAUUGAAGUUUCAACUUUUGGUUGUUAGGGAUCACACAUUGAUCUUCUUUAUUGUGCAACUGGUAGUUGCUUUCAUGGGUAUGGUGGUUUACAGAUUUUAUGGAGAUGAACUGCGAGAAAUGUUUGGUUAUGAAGAGCACCCAUAUGCUUUCUAUGCCAUGGCGAUAUUGGCUAUUGUUUUGGUUGGUUUGCUGUAUGGGUUCUUCAUUGCUAUAAUAUGUGGACAGAGGAUAACUGAGCGGCAUUACCAUGUUCUUGCAAAGCAAGAGUUAACCAAGGAGUAUAUUGUAGAGGAUCUUGAAGGAGCUGACCAAGUGCCAGACCUUGAUCCUAACCAUGUUACAGAGUUGAAGAUAUUAGGACUAUAUUGA
This is a messenger RNA of Miscanthus lutarioriparius, 759 nucleotides long. The record is from the annotation of a GenBank genome assembly. NCBI's taxonomy places the organism in Eukaryota, Viridiplantae, Streptophyta, Magnoliopsida, Poales, Poaceae.